This is a messenger RNA of Doryrhamphus excisus (bluestripe pipefish), 5534 nucleotides long. RefSeq names its product abl oncogene 1, non-receptor tyrosine kinase (gene abl1). Lineage: Eukaryota; Metazoa; Chordata; Actinopteri; Syngnathiformes; Syngnathidae. Gene Ontology annotation, biological process: protein phosphorylation. The record is from RefSeq and is a predicted model, not a curated record. Gene Ontology annotation, molecular function: non-membrane spanning protein tyrosine kinase activity; ATP binding; protein binding.
AACCACCUUGCAUAUAUUGCAAGUAUGGCGGCCCAGGCAGCAACUCGCCGAGUCCUCAGACAAAAGUUCGCCGCUCCGAGUCUCACAUGAGAAGGAUGAGUAAGUCACGGCCAAAAGCAAGAAGAGCAGCGCGGCGACAGCGAAGUGGGCAGCGGCCUUGAUGCUGACACAAGCCGGCCGGUGGUCGGCGGCGGCGUCCGGCUGACGGUGCAGUCGCCUGGAUUUUGUCUUCGCCUUCCAAGUUAAAAAACUCUCCCGGUGAGGGGUGAGGAAGGAGCUCGGAGUGUGGAUGCGGAAGUCCGGAGGAAAAGUUAACACCCCGGUUGUUGGAUUAAAACAAAAAACUUUUAACUUCACAGAUUUGGAGGCGAAAGUGCUCCCAAAAACUGCAGCCAACUGUUGACUACUUCGGUGCACUUUCAAAGGAACCAGCGGCUAAUGCUAGCUAGCCUACAUGGCUGCCUUCACCGCUAAACAUCUUACGAUAACUUUAUAUCACCACAUUCCUGUGAAGCACCCCAACUUCCAUUAAUGCAUGUUAAAAGGAGCCACACCGCAGUAGUACCCAUCUACCUCACUCAAACUCCAGGAGGAAGCCAGGGAAAAGGACUCCUCCUGUCUUCCCUCCUCUUACACCCUUCAAUUGUCAGACGCCGCGCGACUGAGUCCAGCUUGGAGCGGUCCGGGCUGCGGCCUGGCAUCCUGCCCUUAUGGGGCAGCAGCCGGGGAAGUUUGUAGGGGACCAGAGGAGACCCAGUCUGCCGGCCUUCAUCAAGGGGGUGAAGAGGGACUCGACGCGCCAUGGGAGCCAGCCCUGCAAUGUGUUUGCUGUACACGAAGCUCUCCAGAGACCGGACUUUGAGGGUCAGGGCCUGAGUGAAGCGGCUCGCUGGAAUUCCAAAGAGAACCUGCUGUCUGGACCCAGUGAGAAUGACCCCAACCUGUUUGUGGCUCUCUACGACUUUGUGGCCAGUGGCGACAACACACUCAGCAUUACUAAAGGCGAGAAGCUGCGCGUGCUGGGCUACAACCACAAUGGUGAGUGGUGCGAGGCACAGACCAAGAAUGGCCAGGGCUGGGUGCCGUCAAACUACAUCACCCCCGUCAACAGCCUGGAGAAGCACAGCUGGUACCACGGGCCUGUGUCGCGCAACGCAGCGGAGUACCUGCUUAGCUCGGGCAUCAACGGGAGCUUCCUGGUGCGCGAGAGUGAGAGCAGCCCCGGCCAGAGGUCCAUUUCCCUACGAUACGAGGGCAGAGUCUACCACUACAGGAUCAACACCGCUUCGGACGGCAAGCUGUACGUCUCCUCUGAGAGCCGAUUCAACACGCUGGCCGAGCUGGUGCACCACCACUCCACUGUGGCCGACGGCCUCAUCACCACGCUGCACUACCCGGCGCCCAAGCGCAACAAGCCCACCAUCUAUGGCGUGUCGCCCAACUACGACAAAUGGGAGAUGGAGCGCACCGACAUCACCAUGAAGCACAAGCUAGGCGGGGGCCAGUACGGCGAGGUGUACGAGGGCGUGUGGAAGAAGUACAACCUCACUGUGGCUGUCAAGACGCUGAAGGAGGAUACAAUGGAGGUAGAGGAGUUCCUCAAGGAGGCUGCUGUCAUGAAAGAGAUCAAACAUCCCAACCUGGUCCAACUCUUAGGCGUGUGCACGCGAGAGCCUCCGUUCUACAUCAUCACAGAGUUCAUGACGCACGGCAACCUGCUGGACUACCUGAGGGAGUGCAACAGAGAGGAGGUCAAUGCCGUGGUGCUCCUCUACAUGGCAACACAGAUCUCCUCCGCCAUGGAAUACCUGGAGAAAAAAAACUUUAUACACAGGGACCUAGCCGCCCGCAACUGCCUGGUCGGGGAGAACCACCUGGUGAAGGUAGCCGACUUUGGCCUGAGCAGGCUGAUGACGGGGGACACCUACACGGCCCACGCUGGGGCCAAGUUCCCCAUCAAGUGGACAGCUCCAGAGAGUCUGGCCUACAACAAGUUCUCCAUCAAGUCCGACGUGUGGGCGUUCGGUGUGUUGCUAUGGGAGAUCGCCACCUAUGGGAUGUCGCCGUAUCCUGGCAUCGACUUGUCCCAAGUAUACGAGCUGCUGGAGAAGGACUACCGCAUGGACCGACCCGAAGGAUGCCCCGAGAAGGUCUACGAGCUCAUGAGGGCUUGUUGGCGGUGGAACCCGCUAGAGCGUCCGUCUUUUGCCGAAACCCACCAAGCCUUUGAGACCAUGUUCCAGGAGUCCAGCAUCUCUGAUGAGGUGGAAAAGGAGUUGGGAAAGAAAGGCAAGAAGGUGACAUUGGGCUCCAUUCAACAGGCUCCGGAGCUUCCCACCAAGACCAGAACCACCAAGUCCCUCCGUCUUCGAUGCAAAAACACGGACAACCGGGAUGGAGAUAGUCCAGGUGAAACCUCCUACCUAAAUCAGAGUAAAAGGAUGUGGGUAGCUGUUGUCACAUGGAUCCUGUCCCCCUCUUCCUCAGACCCGGUGGAGCAUGAGGCCACUGUGUCCUCCCCAAUGCUGCCCAGGAAAGAGCGCCCCCUUCUGGACGGCAAUCUAAACGAGGACGACCGCCUGCUGCCCAAAGACAAGGACAAGACACGUGGCAGCGGCUUUCUGAGCCUCAUCAAGAAGAAGAAGAAGAACGCGCCGCCUCCUCCCAAACGUAGCUCGUCUUUCCGAGAGAUGGACGUCCAUGCCGACCGGAGGGGCGGGUGUCCAGAUCCCCGUGAUGGCGACUGCCUUAAUAAUGGUGGCUCUUUGGCCGUUAACGACACCACCCACGGUCUAGACUCCUUAAGAUUCCUGGGUACCAACAACAACGGGGCAGGGGCCAUCACCAACGGAGCGCCCACCUACCCUGGACCUUUGUUUCCCAGGAAGAAGGGGGCGCCUGCUGUGCCCGGACCACUGGGCAAGGCCGCCAUCACCCCACCCGGUGAAGAGGAAGUCAUGACGAACUCUAAACGCUUUUUUUGGUCGUCUAGUCUCCCUACCGGCUCAGACGGAACCGAAUGGAGAUCGAUCACGUUGCCUCGGGACCUGGGCCAGCGCCACUUUGACUCUGGAACCUUCGGUGGCAAACCAGCGCUCCCUCGUAAGAGAACCAACGAGCAGAAAGGGGACACUGCCCCUCGAAUGGGAACUCUGACCCCACCACCACGUUUUCCAAAGAAGACCGAGGAGGCGGCAGAUGUGUCCAAAGAUACUGAGCCAAGUCCUGGAUCCAGUCCCCAGGCGCUGACCCCCAAGGUGGUCAGGAGGCCAGGCAUGUCAGGACUGGAGAACUCCAAGACCAGUGCUCUGCAUGCUGAGCUCCUCAAGCCCAGCGUCUUUCCAGCCUUGGGGGCCGCCGGAGAGGAAUGCAGAGCUCGCCGAAACAAACACUCGGACUCGGUCCGUGAGAGGGGAAAGUUCCAGAAACCCAAACCGGCUCCCCCUCCGCCACCUGCCAACACCAAAACAGGCAGGACAUCCCGCAGUCCCACCCAGGACCUCCCCUCCCCUUCGUCAGAAGGCAAAGUUAAGGGCCUCCCCCCUGCCUCUGACUCCCAACACACAACCACUGCCAGUGAGCAUGGCCGCUCCCCCCUCAGCGAGGCCCCCAAGAAGCUACCCCUGGGCUGCAACUCCAAACCUCAACCGCUCAAGACCUCCACCUCGCUGAGCAGCUCCCUCGGGGGCGAUGCGGGCGUGCCCACUGCCUUCAUCCCCCUGGUGAACACCCGUCGCUCCCUCCGCAAGACAGCACCCCGUCAGGCCUCGGAGCGCACGCCCAACUCGGCGGUGACGCGUGAGAUGGUGCUGGAUGGCGCCGAGCAGCUCCGCGCCGCCAUCUGCCGCAACUCGGAGCAGACUGGUAGCCACGGCGCCGUUCUGGAGGCCGGCAAGAACCUGUCCAAGUUCUGCGUGAGCUACGUGGACUCCAUCCAGCAAAUGAGGAACAAGUUUGCCUUCCGCGAGGCCAUCAACAAGCUGGAGAGCAGCCUGCGUGAGCUGCAGAUCUGCCCCGCCGCCUCUGGGGGCGCCAACGCUCAGCAGGACUUUAGUAAGCUGCUGUCCUCUGUCAAAGAGAUCAGCGACAUUGUUCAGAGGUAGCGUUGUUAAAUCCUCGCAUAUCAAUUGAAACCUUUUUGGGGGGGCUCAAGCGUGCGCAUGAACUGCGCUCCAUGUUGGAGAGCUGAGUGCCCUGGUUGAUCCUCCUUAUCCCAUCUGGGCUUGUUGUGAAUGGAAGCCAAGGAACGUGCAGGAGCUGGCCUUAACUAUGAAUGAGCAAUGUGCUCAACAUCACGCUUGAAAAAGGUGCCUGAUAUUUGCAUUGUUUAGGCUGCCUUCACACCUGUGGUUCUGUUGCGCGCACUUUGGUGCGGUUGGCUUGACUUUCACACUGGUAUUUUGUCAUGGGACCAAAGACUGUGCAGUAAAGAACAUAUGGUAUGCGUUGAGUAAGGAUUUAAUUGGACAGUGUUUGUGACAUGUUAAGAUACAUAACUCAAAUAUUCCAAACCAAAAUACAGCUAACUUGGAUACUAUUUUCAUCUUCUGCUAUGUUUACCAGUCUAGAUUUCAUCAAAAGCUUCUAAAAUAUACUUUUAAAGAGCUCUAUUGUCACACACAGAGAACUUCAAACGCAUUUUACUUUUCACGUUUGUCAUUUCUGCAUGGUUUUUGUUGCCGUUUUAACACUGGUCCGUGUAGCGCUCACAUUUGAGCUCAAGUGAACCGAACCGCACCAGAGUCCCGAGCCAAGUCGGUAUCCGCUUGUUUAGUGCACACCUGGGUUGACGGAAAGAAGCGUAUCUAGCAGAGAAAACGCACUAGAGUUUCUUUUAACGCACCCCGUAGUUAACGUUUUGAACAAAAACAGCGUGCCUUUCACUUCAUAGUCCCAACAUUUCCGAUUUGAUUUGUGCACCGCUAAGUCCAUUAAGUAUUUUCUAUGUACUGUGCGAAUGCAUUUUCUAAGAAAAAAAAAGUGGUAAUUUGCUGCAGCAUUUGCGACCACGUGCCAUACAAGAAUGGAAGUAGGUAUGUUUGUGUGCCUUUUUUAAAGACCGUUUUUUAUCAUGCCAAAAAAAAAAUUCCCUGACGUGUACUGGGGGAGGGACCACAAAGAUGCAGAAAAUGCAACCUUUUUGACUUUUUUAAAAUACAUGCCAGUUUAUUAAAAGCCAUCAGUAGCAGCUUGAAGAGAUGACAGACUGAAAGUGUUUCAAGCAAAUGUCUCCUUGGGGAAACACUGGACUGAACGUUGAAUGGAUCUGUCACGUGCUGUCUUAAAUUCUACAAAUGUUCAUGUGUGUGAUUGUGAAGCCCAAGGACUCAAAACCACAAUUUGGAUGUGGUACUGUCACUUUUUUUUUUUUUUUAACCCCCAAAUUCCACCACCAUACCACUACUCCUCUGUGUAAAUAUGUUUUCUUAUUCUUUCUUUAGCCCCGUGCAAUUGUUGUUGCAAUAAAAUUACAAAUCAAAGUCAUUGCUUGCGUGUUCCUCAAAACACCAGAAACAGAUGGACAUCAUCAACAG